CCUUGCGAAAGUAACCCAUGUCAGAGUAAUUCUACUUGUCAAGCUGGCUUUACUUUAAAAGGAUACCGUUGUGUCUGUCCACAAGGAUUACGGGGAGAGAAUUGUAAACAAGUCGUUCUGCCUCAGAACUGUUCUCAAGCCCGAAAGGAAACCGGAGUGUACAAAAUUUCAAGUCAUGGUUCAGACCCAUUCCCAGUGUACUGCGAUCAGACAAGUGAUGGAGGUGGGUGGACGAUGAUUUUUAAAUACAUUGGAGGCAUUUCUUCUUCACCGACUGGUAAAGCGUUGUGGAGUUCAUCCAACACAUUAUCAGAAAAUAUCCUCGCUACCUUAGAUACCACUGCAACCUACCAAGGUCACUACAAAAACCGUCUCGUUCAAAAUUGGCAAACUUUUAAUCCCCAAGAGGUUCGUGUAGUGCUUUACACGAAUGGAGCAGAAGUUAUGUCUAUGAAGUUCAAUGCCAGAGGGACAACUAACCUCGACUGGUUUUCACAAAAUAAUCUACUUCAAUCACCAUGGACUGAUCUUAAGAGCGCGGCAAACAUAAAACCCUUUCUCAUCAAUGGCCAUUAUGGGGAACGAAGCUUUGAAAUAACGGCCAGCUACGGAGGAUGUGGGAAUGACGUUGGGUGGUUUGUGAUCGGAGGACCUCACUGUGAUUGGGAGAGAUUUCACCCUGUUCCAGGAAUACUCUUCAGCAAGAAAACUCACAAAAUCACAUGGAAUGAUAACCAAGCGCCGUUAAUUACUUUAAGAAAAACUUUGAGCAAAACUGGCUGGCCUAGAUUAGACCACGUUAAGUUUGCUGUUAAAGAGCCGAUCGACUACGAAGUAGCACAUCUGAUUGCUUGUUUAACAGAUGAAUCGUUAUGGAUCCACACUGAUACACCAUCUCCUGCUACGUCCGUGGAGCGAGAUGCUGGAAGUUCGUCCAUGUUUAAAUUAUCAGCCUGUGUGAAGGCUUUCACAGACCCAAAGGACGAACACUCAAUUAUACACCACUUAUACAUCGUUAUUAAAAUAACUAAACAUUUAAGAGACAUUUCAAAACACCCCCUAAUGAACACAAAAUGCAAUUCAGAACGUGCAGUGUUUAAUUUUAUAGUGUUAUAA
Molecule: messenger RNA, 1116 nt
Organism: Stylophora pistillata
Lineage: Eukaryota; Metazoa; Cnidaria; Anthozoa; Scleractinia; Pocilloporidae
Molecular function (GO): oligosaccharide binding
Source: RefSeq, a predicted model, not a curated record